AUGAAUGGACAAAAUAAUCCAGAGUUAGUUCAAUGCAUGACAUGGAUAUUACAUGAAUUUACUAAAGAUGAUUUAAAGUCUUGCUUAAAUAUUUUGAAGCGUAAAUCUUCUGAUAAUAAGACUGAGUUACAAACAACUUUAUUAGAUCUUUUGUUAACUUCUCAAAAUGAAAAUGGAAAUGUUACAAAUGUUAUAUUUAAUCAAGCUGCUACAGAGGGGUACAGUUUCAAUGUAAAAGAUUCAUAUAAUAAUCUUUAUAAACAAGAUUAUCUUCCAAUUGUGUGUAAUUUUCCAGAAGAUUACAAUAGUAUUAAUAAAAAUAAAAUAUAUUUUCACAAAGAUAUUAAAAGAAUAACAGAAUGGAAAAUAGUUGGACCUCGUAACAGAAAACAACCUACUGUUUUUAAAUUAUUUCUUCCACAUUACUUUUGUAAUUCACUUUCUCGCCAGAUACCAUAUAAUUAUUCUUCUUCAAAUUUAUUAUUAAAAUGCACACAAAUUUUCAACAACAAUCAAAUUAUUCAACUAGAUUCAUAUUAUCCUCCUAAAUUGCAAAUAUUUAUAAAUGGACGAGAGUUUACUGGACUUUUACCUCGUGAAGUAUAUCGUAAUAAUAGUAAAAACUCAAUUUUUUUACCUGCUCCAGCUAUAUUAAAUAAUGCAAUACUAAAGUUUCCUCGUUCAUAUGCUUCUAAAUCACGUAGAAAAAUUGUAACAAUCAAAUUAUGCUACGACACAACAGACAAUGAGGAUACAGUUUUUGGAUUUGGAUUAUUUACAUCAGUCUCAGUAAGUUGGCAAAUGAUACGCCAAAAAAUUUUGAAAAGAAGUAUGGUUAGUAUUGAAAAUUUUUCUACUAAAUUAAGCAACUAUUUAUCAAAAAAAGAAUCUAUGAAAUAUUUAGAAAUUUCAUUAUUCUCUCCAUUAAUUUGUAAAAGAAUACAAACUCCAUUUCGUGGAAAAAAUUGUGAUCACCUUAAUCCAGAAGAUCUUGAUAUUUAUUUAAAAUUUAAUAUGGAUAAGGAAUUGUGGUUGUGUACAAUUUGUAAUAAACCAUGUACACCAGAUGAUAUUAUUGUUGAUGAAUUUUUUGUUAAAAUUCUUAAUAAACAUUCUAAUGUAAAGGGGAUUGUUGUUUUUGAAGGAUUAAAUUAUUGUAUUAUCAAUGAGAGUGAUAUAUUUUCUGUUAAGGAUUUAUAA
This is a messenger RNA of Strongyloides ratti, 1200 nucleotides long. Its product is annotated as Zinc finger, MIZ-type domain-containing protein. The record is from RefSeq and is a predicted model, not a curated record. The transcript has 3 exons. Bases 1 to 1200 code for a protein of 399 amino acids. Gene Ontology annotation, biological process: protein sumoylation. NCBI's taxonomy places the organism in Eukaryota, Metazoa, Nematoda, Chromadorea, Rhabditida, Strongyloididae. Gene Ontology annotation, molecular function: SUMO ligase activity; zinc ion binding.